Molecule: messenger RNA, 2437 nt
Organism: Triticum dicoccoides
Lineage: Eukaryota; Viridiplantae; Streptophyta; Magnoliopsida; Poales; Poaceae
Exons: 6
Coding region: 1-2187 (728 amino acids)
Source: RefSeq, a predicted model, not a curated record
AUGGCGCCUGCAGGAGACCUCUACGACGUGGACACCGGCAACGACGAGGACGACCAAGGAGCCAUCAUGCCGGCUAGCCAUGGCAACCCUGGUGCGCUCCUGCACUCGCUGACGUUGUCCAUGGGCUCUGGCUCCCUGUCCACCUGCGUCAGCAUGCAGCAGGCGCCCGCACACGCCCAUUCCUACGACGCUGCCGGCGGCGAGUACAUAGGACAAAAACAGGAGGAUGCACACAACUUCGGUGCAUUGACUGGCAAGGGAAGUCCUUUGUUCAGUGAGGGGCAUCAAGUUGAAGUGAGUCAUUUUGCAAGAAACUUUAGUGGAUCCUGGAAUCCAGCUACUGUUCUUAAAGUGAUUGGUGCUACACAUUUUCUAGUACAGUACAUGCAUAUUGGAAAGGAUGAUGAACCGGCCACUGAGAUUCUAGAUUCACAAUAUAUUCGGCCAUCACGCGACAUCACCAAUAUGGAUUCUAGGUACAGAUUUUCUCCUGCAUCUCAUGUUGAGGUCCUUCAUGAAGGUGGCUGGUGGCCUGCUAUUAUUGUGAAGGUUUUAGGUUCUGAAAUCAACAAGUAUGUAGUGAACUUGAAGAAUCCCAAGACAGACAUGGAUGACGUGGAACCUGUGGAUGUUCUGACGGUGGAAAGUACGCAGCUACGGCCACGGUUUGACUGGGACGGUAAAAACUGGCCUUCGCUCCAAAAUUAUGUCCAUGAGAUGCAUCCAUUCCAGAAACCUUCUAAUGGUCCUCAAUUAACUUCUCGAAAAAGAGCAAUUCCCGCCUUCUAUGAUGACUUGGAUAAAGUCAGUAAUAAACCUGGUUCUCGUCAUGACAAAAAGUUGAAGGAUGAAGAUGUGACAUCAGAACAAAUUUCUCCUGUUUUGUCCAUUCGUAAUGAAAACAAUGAAAUUAUUCAUAAGCAAGGAACAGCAUUGGCAUUGAGGUCUGGGUUGUCCCUUCCUUCACUUCCACAAGUGGCGGCAUUUGGCUCUCUGAGUUCAUCUACACUUGCUCCAAGCUGUCAUCUUGAACAAUCAUCUUCUGAGAUGAUUAUUGUACCCUCUAUGGCACAAAGUCGACAGAUUCAGGCAUCUCUAUUUGGAGGUUUUGGUGAACCAAGACCUGUCCCACAGGGCCCACUAUUAGGAACGCGGUCACUUGGCUCAGAUUUUCGCAUCAUUGAAGGGUCAAAAAAUGCAUUAAGUGGUCAGGGUAACCAAUCAACUGUUGGAACUGGGACUGAACUGUCCAGGCAAAUGGAGAAAUGUGUUUCUUCUCAAACAACAGUGGCUCUAGGGGAGAACCCUGAAACUAUACAGCCAAUGAAAGGGAUAGCUGCUCCUGCUAAAGCUACUGAGGAAGACAUGUCUGAACUGCCUAAUGAUUUGACUGCUGGGUGUGAAACACUUCCAGAAAUGGAUGAGCUGAGUUGUAUUGACCCGACAUCACGAAAGGACAUCGGAGGUUCACAAGCAGGUGGAAGAGAUGAUCUUGAGCAAGGGGGCUACACAGGUGAAGCACAUGAUUCUUGCUGUCCCUUGUCGGAAUCAGCAGCUGUGCAUGAGAGUAUCAUGGACACGAAUGGCCGGAUUUCAGAACCCUUGGCAAGCCAGCAUCUUCCAUUUGUGAAGACCUCCCCAAUGUGGGCACACCUUGAGGGACUGGAAAUAUUCAGGAAAGCACCACAGCGACCAAAUUUCCAUCAGUUCGAGCAGCAUGGUCAAGAGGUCUGUGAAGGACUGGCAUUAGGUUUGAUGUUCUCUUUUGCUAUUUUAGCAGAGAGCAUAAACAGUCUGAAUGCUCUGGACGAUAGUAGACUACUCGAGCAGAAGAUGACGGGCCUUGCUUUGCUUGAGGCAGAUGGUUUUGAUGUCAAGGACCUGAGAGCACGCGUGGAAACAAUGCUCCAUGCAAAUAAUAGUUGCGCUGAACUACAGGAUUCCAUCAGAAAGCUGGAGGAGAAGAUUGCUCACAAAGAAACCAAGGACCGAGAACUUGGCACGCAAGUUCGGUCGCUGGCUAUGGCUGUCCAUCAUCACGAUCUACAUGCCUAUCUGAUGCGCAUCGUCAUGCGGUCUGCCAUCACGCAGAAGAUGAACAAUGCUAUGGAGAUCUCAAGGCUCAAGACAGAAGCGAACAAGCUUAAGAGAUCGUGUCUAUCCAACACCAUCGUCGUGCCACGGUGAGUUUGGAGGUGAGCAAGUCAGCACGUUCUUGAAUAGGUAGUUAUCAGUGGUAAGUGGUGGAGAGCCCCCUGCUAGAUGUUUUGUAGAUAGUUCGUAAUGCUAUCCUAGAGUUUGCCGUGCCGGCGAGUCUUUUGUGUAUGGGCUGUAUAUGUGGUUACUCUCGUAUGUUGCAGUCCUCUGUAAAAUACAUGUUGUGUAGAUAGUCCGCAAUGCUAUCCUGGAGUUCGCCGUACUGGGGUGAGUCUUUUGU